UCACUCCUUUGUCCCUUUUUUAUUUUUAAACAGAGGGGUUCAGACAUUUUUCGUAGCUGUUGCUCUAUAUCGAGUGUGAGCGUGCGACAGCCAUGGCCGAGUUACACAACAGAAAAGCCGGGAAGGCUGACGAAAAAGACACCACUCCUACCUUGAAAGAGCUCAAGGAUGCAAUCCCCAAGGAGUGCUUCGAAUCCUCGACCGUAACAUCCCUCUUGUACCUGGCUCGUGAUGUCCUGUAUUGCAUCAUUCUGACAGUCGCCGCCUUCCAAAUCCACCUAAUCCCCUCAUUACCGCUUCGUGCCCUCGCCUGGAUCACUUAUGGCUUCUUCCAGGGCUGCGUCGGUACUGGACUAUGGAUUCUCGCACACGAAUGCGGUCACGGAGCCUUCUCUCCUAACCAGAAACUGAAUGACUUCGUUGGAUGGGCUGCGCAUUCCUUCCUAAUGGUGCCCUACUUCUCCUGGAAGAUCACCCACGCACGCCACCACCGCUACACCGGCCACAUGGAGAAGGAUACCGUGUACGUGCCGUGGACAGAGGAGGACCUAGCCAAGAAGAAGAACAUGCGUAUUGAAAAAAUUAAGCAUCUCGCGGAGGAGACUCCGAUUGUGUCUUUUGUGCAGCUGAUCGGCCAGCAGCUGUUCGGAUGGCAAAUCUAUCUGCUCCUGAAUGCCACCGCCGGCUCGAAGAGCUUGCCCGAUGGAGCAGGAAAAUUUGGACCUGCCAACCAUUUCAAUCCUCUUGGUCCCCUCUUUACGGGCUCGCAACGGAUCUCGAUUGCGCUGUCUGAUCUGGGACUGUUGAUCAUGGCCUCCAUUCUGUACUAUGCGUCCACUCAGAUUGGCGUGUGGAACGUCGUUCUGCUGUACUUUAUUCCUUACCUCUGGGUUCACCACUGGCUGAUCGCUAUUACCUACCUACAACACACUCACCCCGAACUCCCGCAUUAUACCGCCGAAGCCUGGACUUACACUAAGGGCGCUCUAGCUACCGUCGACCGUACAAUUGGCUUCAUCGGUCGCCAUUUCUUCCACGAAAUUAUCGACUACCACGUUGUCCACCAUCUAUUCAGCCGCAUUCCUUUCUACAAGGCCGAAGAAGCAACCUGGGCCAUCCAGCCUCUGCUGGGUGAGAAAUAUGUCGAGCAGAAGGAUGAGAGCUUCCUGUACUCACUGAUGAUGACCUUCCGGAAGUGCAUAUACGUGUCGGCGAGCUCUCAGCCCGGCGUUUUGCAUUUUGUUAGGGCUGAGGAAAGCCAAUAAAAGGCUUAAGGGUCCCUGGAGGGCUCUAUUACUUACAAGGAGUGAAGCCCUGACAGCGGGAGAAAAUGAAUUGAUUUAGAAUAUUGAGGUGUAACAUAAUCCACGGCCGAGCCGGCAGUUUUCAUGCAUCCUCGAGAAACCUAAAGCUUUUCAACCAUAAAACCAGACCCGAUUGACCUAACUCUUCAAGACGUAUAAAGCUAUUUACUAGGUAAAUCCCUUAUAGUUUGUCCAACUAUCCCACAGCCACUGCAGCGUUGCGAAGCUCGACGUCGAGGCAAAAGUGGAGGUUCC
Molecule: messenger RNA, 1559 nt
Organism: Aspergillus alliaceus
Lineage: Eukaryota; Fungi; Ascomycota; Eurotiomycetes; Eurotiales; Aspergillaceae
Product: oleate delta-12 desaturase
Exons: 3
Coding region: 93-1265 (390 amino acids)
Biological process (GO): lipid metabolic process
Molecular function (GO): oxidoreductase activity
Source: RefSeq, a predicted model, not a curated record